UUAGCAGGGGGUGUCGUCACCCUGCGGCAAGGGGUUAAAGCCCCAGGCUGCGCCGUCCGUGCCCGCCGCCUGUGAACGCUGUCUGCCCGGCUGGCCGUGCGCUGUGGAGUGGGCCGUGUGCGCAGAGGCGCGGCCAUGGCCCCGGGGGUCGUUCUCAUGUUUGGACUCGCGUUCUGCCUGGACCAAAGGAUUUGGGCACAGACUGGCCAGUCUUUGGUGGAAAACCUCUCCCCUUCUCUAGAAAGCUUUCCCAUCCCCCGCUCUUCCCUAUCGACACAGAUGAGUCAAGAAGAGAAUGCUCAGGUUUUAAAAUAAUGCUGAAAGGGAACACAGUGGGCGUCGGCACUCACAAUGCGGACAAAGAGAGCUGGGUGCGCCGCACGGCCCCAGAGCGCCCUGUGCGUACAGGGCUGUCAGUGGCGGAUCUACCUGAAAUCUACCGAGACCCUCCUGAGAAUGGGUCCCUCCCCAUCGUGAUUGGGACGUCCGUCAUCUCUGCCCUCCCUCUACUCUUCCUCCUUCUCUUCCUCCUCUGCUGGUGCUGGUGUCAAGCCAAACACAAGGCCGUUGACAGUGAGACGAAGAGCCAAGGGACCUACGACAGCACCAGCCCCGGCAUGGACUUCCCAGAAGAAACUCAAUGCGAGGUCUCAGUGGACACCCGGCCCGAGGAGGACAGACAGAUGGACAUGCAGGUGAGUCUUUCCUCCUUCCCCGGUCCCUUCCCCACGUGCUCUCUUCUCACCUUACCUCGUGUCUUCGUGCUGACAGGCCCCCACAGAGAAAGGCAAACAGGAGGUGAUCUCCGCCCAGCUACGCCAAGAUUCCUGUGCAGAGAACGUGGACCCACCAUUCUCCGGCGCCCUUGAGGAGCCCCCCAGAUAGCCCUGUGUCUAUGCCGACUUCACCUCGUCCUGCGUGCAGAGCUGGAGCUGGCGGGGGGGGGGGCGGGGGGGGGACUCCAGGCCUCAAGGGCCCCUUAAGGAAGAAGAGGCUGCGAGAAGCGUCCCGCUCAUGAACCUCAACACCAGCCGUCUUCUCGGAGCUCCCCAAAGACUCAAGGAUACAGAAGUCUUGUCAACUGUCAAGAAAUUCUGGGACCCAUUACAUGUCUCUUAAGAGAUUCCUGGUUCUUUGUGCAUCUACCCCCUCACUAGCUUAUUUAACAAAUGUUCACAGAAGUGGACUCUUUCUCUGGACCUGUGCUGAGGCUGCACAUAUUGGUAAGACAUAGCUUCUGCUCUUAGGGAACUCCUGGUCCGCUGAGAGAGGCAGACCACACGGUCUGGCCCUUGGAAAGCCACGAGGGCGUAACGUACAGGAGCAGGUGGAAGGGGGAUUUGGGUCACCGGGCAGCACAGCUGUCCAGGCUCGUCCAAGGAGCACACACUGGUACCAAAUACCAGGAGAAAUCAAGAAGAAGUGAGAGUCAAACUGAGCAGGCGGAAGUUUCUAACGACAUCUUGGUCCAACGUUCUAGGAGGUGCUGAGAGCUGAAGCCUUCAGAGCGGGAAAAACAUGUGCCAAGCCAGAGGAGAAUGACCUACUUGGCUCCCAGCACCCACGCUUCAGCUAGAAAAAUACGUUUUCUUUUAAGCUCACAUUUUCUCAACAGAAUGGGACUAAAGCCGCACCUAUUUCUCCGGCUUCUGUGGGAAUCAAAAGAGAGAAUGCUUGAAAAGUGAGUAGCAUUAAAAAGAGAUAUUCAUGCACCCAAGUUUAUCUUGUCUUCUAAGUCCCAGAGAGCUGUAGCCCAAUGUGACUGGGGGUGAUCUUGCCCCCCAAGGGCCAUCUGGCAAUGUCUGGAGAUGUUUUUGGUUGUCGCAGCUGGAAGGGACAUGGUGCUAGCGACGCCUGGUGGAUGGAGAACAAGGAUGCUAGUAAACCUCCUAUAAUGCUCAGGACAGCCCUCCUGGACGCCAGCAGAGAAUCACCCGGUCCUCAAUGUCAACAGUGCCAAGGCUGGGACACCCUGAUCUGACCCCUAUAAUCUCUUCAGUCUCAGUUUCAUGCUCACUUAAUUCCAGCCACAUCAGUCAUUUUCCGGUUACACGAACAAGCCAAGCUCUUUACUCCACCAAGGAUUUUGGGCACACUGAAUGUGCUGCGUUAAUAUGUCUUAGGAUCAGGCGCAACCUCAAAUGUCACCGCUCCAAAGGGAAGUCCCUUGGAACCAUUCUAUUACAGAGACACAUCAGACAAUAGUCCAUCUCAGCAACUUGUUCAAAGCAUCAUAAUGUCCACACAUUUUCCCUUGGAAAGGGUCUAAAUGGUGCAGCAACUCCCCAUUCUCCCUCCCCGCAGCCCCCGAUAUCUUCCAGUCUACCCUCUGUCCCCACGAAUUUGCCUACUCUGGAUAUUUCAUAUAAAUGGAAUCAUACAA
Molecule: messenger RNA, 2383 nt
Organism: Vicugna pacos (alpaca)
Lineage: Eukaryota; Metazoa; Chordata; Mammalia; Artiodactyla; Camelidae
Source: RefSeq, a predicted model, not a curated record